CUGUGUAAGAGAAAAUCAUUUUAGCUGUUUUCUCAAAGUGAAAAGUAAUCCCUCCUGGGAGAAUGCCAGUACCUGCUGCAUCAUGAGGUGAAUGACUCUGGCAAUGAAUAUCAGUGCUUGGCUUUGUCUUGAGCCAGAUCACCCCUCCUGCAAACAAACAUUGCCACACUGCAAUGCUGGGUUUGAACUUCACACUUAGGAGAUGCCAGGGAGCUUUCCUUCCUGCAGGGCUUCUGUCUGCAUGGGGAGCCUGGACGUGGUGCUGGGUUGAAUCCAUCCUGCAAAGCAGUGCUGGGGCUGAGUAGGACGCAGGCGGAGAUGGCCCACACGUGCCGUGGCACCAUCAACCUGUCGACGGCUCACAUCGACACCGAGGACUCGUGCAACAUCGUGCUGUCCAACGGGGGCAGGACGUACCACCUGAAGGCCAGCUCGGAAGUGGAGAGGCAGCGCUGGGUCACGGCGCUGGAGCUGGCCAAGGCGAAAGCCAUCCGCAUGAGGAACAACCAGUCAGAUGACUCGGGUGACGAGGAGCCCGCCUCACAGUCAGACAAGAGCGAGCUGCACAGCACGCUGAAAACCCUCUCGAGUAAGCUGGAGGACCUGAGCACUUGCAAUGACCUGAUCGCCAAGCACGGGGCGGCCCUGCAGCGCUCGCUUAGCGAGCUGGAGAACCUGAAACUGCCAGCUGAGAGCGGCGAGAAGAUCAAGGCUGUGAAUGAACGAGCCACGCUCUUCCGCAUCACCUCCAAUGCUAUGAUCAACGCUUGCCGCGAUUUCCUGGACUUAGCGGAAACUCACAGCCGAAAAUGGCAGCGUGCGCUGCAGUAUGAGCGGGAGCAGAGGAUCCGGCUGGAGGAGACCAUCGAGCAGCUAGCCAAGCAGCACAACAGCUUGGAGAGAGCCUGCCGCGGGGCCCCGGGCAGCACGGGCAGCGCCGGCACCGCCAAGGGGAGCGUGCAGUCUGCCAAAGGAGAGGCCAGUGAUGAAGAUGAAGAGACGGAGUAUUUUGAUGCCAUGGAGGAUGCACCAGCUUUUAUCACUGUAACCGCAGACCCCAGGCACCACAGGCGUUCGGGCAGUAACCUGAGCGGGGCCAGCGAGGGCCACCCUGAGGACUGGAACCUGGAGGACAGCGUAUUUGAAAGCUCAAAUCAAAGCAGCUACAAUGAGUCCUGCAAAGAUCUCCUGCCGAAGAAAAGGAGACGGAGCCGCAUCCCCGACAAACCCAACUACAGCCUUAACCUCUGGAGCAUCAUGAAGAACUGCAUUGGCAAAGAGCUCUCCAAGAUCCCCAUGCCUGUGAACUUCAAUGAGCCGCUCUCCAUGCUGCAGCGGCUGACGGAGGACCUGGAGUACCACGAGCUGCUGGACAAAGCAGUUAAGUGUGAGAGCUCCACAGAGCAGAUGUGUUUCGUGGCUGCCUUUUCGGUGUCUUCCUACUCGACGACGGUGCACCGCACAGCCAAGCCGUUCAACCCGCUGCUGGGGGAGACCUAUGAGCUUGACCGGCUGGAGGAGCUGGGCUUCCGUUCCCUGUGCGAGCAGGUGAGCCACCACCCCCCAGCAGCCGCCCACCACGUCUUCUCCAAGCGAGGCUGGACGCUGUGGCAGGAGAUCACCAUCGCCAGCAAAUUCAGGGGCAAAUACCUCUCCAUCAUGCCUCUGGGUGCCAUCCACCUCGAGUUUCACUCCAGUGGGAAUCACUACGUCUGGAGGAAAGUCACCUCCACCGUUCACAACAUCAUCGUGGGCAAGCUCUGGAUCGACCAGUCUGGUGAAAUAGAGAUUGUUAACCAUAAGUCAAAAGAUAAAUGCCAGCUGAAAUUUACCCCCUACAGCUACUUCUCCAGGGAUGUCCCCCGAAAGGUGACGGGAGUGGUGAGCGAUGCUGAUGGCAAAGCUCACUAUGUCAUGUCGGGCACGUGGGACGAGAAGAUGGAGUGCUCCAAGAUCGUGCAGAGCAGCCAUGGCAGCGCCGGCUCCGAGGGCAAACAGAAAACCGUCUACCAGACGCUGUCCCCAAAGGUCUUGUGGAAGAAGUACCCCCUCCCGGAGAACGCCGAGAACAUGUACUUCUUCUCCAGCCUGGCCCUCACCCUGAAUGAGCCCGAGGAGCGCGUGGCCCCCACGGACAGCCGGCUGCGCCCCGACCAGCGGCUGAUGGAGAGCGGCCGCUGGGACGAGGCCAAUGUGGAGAAGCAGCGGCUGGAGGAGAAGCAGAGGGCCGUGCGCCGCAGGAGGGAGGCUGAGGCUGUGGAAGCCCUGGAGGAAGGCAAGGACUACGAGGGCUACAUCCCGCUGUGGUUUGAGCGGAAGGUGGAUCCCGUGACGGGAGAGCUGAUCUGCGCCUACAAAGGCGGCUACUGGGAGGCCAAGGACAGGCAGGACUGGAGCUCGUGCCCCGAUAUCUUCUGAGCUGCCUCCCUCGCUCCGGCGUGGCCGGCCCCGGGCUCCCUGCAGCAGGACAGACAGACGGAAGGACAGCGAGGGCACGCGGGCAGCGUCCUGCCAGCGGUCGACGGUGCAAAUGAACACACACACGCGGCGGCGUCCAUGCAGGCAGAAGUUUGACAAAGAGAAUCUAACCAGGGAUUCCAGACCUAUUUUUUUAAUGCACUAACAAAUAGCAUCUUUUUUUUUUAAAAAAAAAAAAAAAAACAAAAAAAGAAUGGUGGCUUUUCCAGCUAGAGGAAAGAGGACACGUGGCUCUGGUUCGUUUUUAGCCUAGGAUAUUUAUUGCUGUCAGGAGCUGCUGCCUGUCUCCUCCAGCGCCUCGGCUGUAACGGCUGAGACGUCGACUUCCAAAGAUGCUCGCGUCGUGGGGAUGCCGUGCGUUUUGUGUGAGCUCUUUUCUUCGGGCAUCUUUUUCCCCAUUUGUCAGGAGAAAAAAAGAAAGAAAGAAAGAAAAAGUUCUGCUCCUCUCCCGGUUCGGAUACCUUCAAAAUCAAACAAAACCAGCUUUGAAUCCUGCCCGGAAAACAGCGGGGGUUCCUGCAGCCGUCCCCGUGACGCCCAGCAGGACGUCUCAGCUUGGUGAGCUGUGUUUGUCCCACGCCUGUGGUGCUGCUGCUCCGGGUACGGAGAGGGAGGACCCAGGAGGUGACAUCCCACCACAACAGGGGGAACCAGAAACCUGCACACCCGUGUUUGCUUCCCCCGUUCCGUUUUUCUCCGGGUCUUUAUCACACCGUGCUGAGUGCUCCCCGCCAUGGACUGCCACGUCCCCAUCGGAAGAUAAUUAGCAAUAAUGAACUUGGAGGCCGUGGGAACUGCGAAGCCCUUGGAACACUUAUGCAAUCAGGUUCCUCCGCCGUCGGUCUCCUCGUGGUCGGCUUCUCUUCCAGCGCCUCCGUCCCCGCUGCCUGCAGCAAACCUGUGUGUACAGUAUAUAUAGACCUCGUGUGGCAUAACAGUAGUGAGUGGCUCUUGGAGUGGCAACACCCACUGAUCUCAGCGUACCCCUGAAUCUUAUUUAUUUGCUUCUAAUUUAUACAUAUACAUAUAUAUAUAUAUAUAAAUAUAUAUAGAAUUAUUUUGCGUAAAUUUCUAUGGUACGCAGUAGAUGAAAAAAAUGAUGAAGACAGAAGCGUCUGUCUGAGUUUUUGUAGCUUCCCUGGGCCCGUCCCCAGGCAGGGUGUGGAGGGGUGGUGGUGAUUCAUUCCCCAAGCAGAGAAGUGAGGACGUUUUGCUCCGAAGCUCUGCAGGCUGCUGUGUUAGCUGCUUGGAUGCAGCCGGCUCGAGCUGUGCCACAUCCAGCCCCAGGGCACACAGCUCUGCGUUGGAGACGCUCCCUCCUGAAUAAUGCCUUAUUUUCCUCUCUUUUUUUUUUUUUUUUUUUUGUUUGUUGUCAGUGCGAGAGAGCUGGGAAAGGUGAGCAGCCCCUGCACCCAGACUGUCCCAGAGCUGGAGCCCGGUGUCCCCAGGACGCGGGGUGACAUUGCUCAGGGAGUGCUGGCUCCACGUCCUGCAGCUGGGGCACGACGGGCUCCUAUCCUCUGUCCCCCCCCCCCCCACGCUGUGUCUCUCCCAGAAUCACCAUCACGGACACUGCACGGCUCUGCAGAGCCUGGGGAGUGUGAGGAGCCCCCCAGCAUCACAGAUCCCCCCAUUUUUUUAGGCUAAUUUUAAAACUUGCGGUAUCUUCCAAAGAUCACCUAGCGGCGACGCUUAACUCUGAGCACCAUCUCCUGGUCUUUCUAUUCCCCCCUUCUCCCCCCCCCCCACCAAAGGAUUUUAAUGUCAUUCUACUGUAAAUGCUGUUGAAUGUAUUUCUUUUCGAGCAAUAUAUUGUGAGUGACCCCUCUGCUCCUACACGGUAAUAAACCUUGGAUUCGGGAGUUUUA
Numida meleagris (helmeted guineafowl) is the source of this 4346-nucleotide messenger RNA. RefSeq names its product oxysterol binding protein 2 (gene OSBP2). Gene Ontology annotation, molecular function: cholesterol binding. NCBI's taxonomy places the organism in Eukaryota, Metazoa, Chordata, Aves, Galliformes, Numididae. The transcript is spliced from 14 exons. Gene Ontology annotation, cellular component: membrane; intracellular membrane-bounded organelle; cytosol. Bases 319 to 2418 code for a protein of 699 amino acids. The record is from RefSeq and is a predicted model, not a curated record.